CAAGGUUGAGUUGUUCUUAAGGGCAGACUUCAUCAUUCAUUGCCUAUACCUCUGGAACAUGUGUGGUCAAACAACAUGUGAUCAAAAGGAAGAACAAUUAAAGAGGGAGAACAUGCAAGUUUCAACAGUUUCUCUUGCCUGAGUCUACUAGAAAAGAAAAUAUUUCGCUCCCUCCUUUUCCCCUCUGCUGGGUUCAUUGAAUUAACUGAUAGCAAAAGUUGUCUGCAUUUUACUCAACAGAAGUAAUCUGAGAACCAAGAAGGAAAGUGGGAGGAACAGAAAGAGAGGGAAAGUGGGAGUUUUAAAAGCACCUAUAUUAUCCCUUCCUCUCUUCUGCCCCACCCACUGAGUUACUUGAGGACAAAUACUUUUUGCACUUUGAGCUUGGUUUGCAGCAAUUGAAGUAAGCUGAGGGCAAAAGGAUAAAGUGGGAGGAGGAGAAAUUGGGACAUUUGCAAAAGACCAAGAAAAAGGGAGAUGAUAAAGGAUUAUUGGACUGUUCCUGCCAAAUCAGGACAAUUGGAAGACGAAACAAGAGACAUUCAGCGUGGCCCUGGAAAUGACUAACCAUGUGGAGGUGCCCCUGGCAGAUGGCCCCCACAUCAUCUUGGAAGACUUGCCAAAACCUUGCCUGGAUAAAUACUGCGGGUGGCUUAUGCGAAAUGUACUGCUCACACUCACCAUCGUUGGAGUCAUUUUGGGAUCUGUGUUUGGGGGUUUACUUAGGAUGCUUCCACCUCUUGAUAGCGACCUGAUCAUGCUGAUAUCUUUUCCUGGAGACAUCCUUAUGCGCAUGUUGAAGAUGUUGAUCUUGCCUCUGGUGAUAUCCAGUCUCAUUUCAGGUCUGGCUGGCCUGGAUGCGAAAUCGAGUGGGCGAAUGGGGACUCGCGCCAUGCUCUAUUAUAUGUCAACCACAGUGGUGGCAGCCAUACUGGGUGUCAUUCUGGUCAUAUCCAUUCAUCCUGGCAACCCAAAACUCAAGAAGGGUCCUUCGGUGGUAUCAAAAAAUGAGGAUGUCUCCAGCUUGGAUGCUUUUUUGGACUUGAUCAGGAACCUAUUCCCAGAAAACCUGGUGCAGGCCUGUUUCCAACAGAUCCAAACCAUCUCAACAAAGGUGUCUGUACCACCAGUUGUAGUACGCAAAGAAAACAUCAGCCAGAUAGUCCAUACCAAUGGGACCGUGCUCAAUGCUACCGUCACAGAGGUCAAUGUGGGUCCCAGCACUGUCACCCAGAAACGCCUGGAGUUCAAGCCUGGAAUGAAUGUUUUGGGCUUGAUUGGAUUCUUCAUUGCCUUUGGCAUCUCUAUGGGAAAAAUGGGAGAACAAGCCAAGCCCAUGGCUGAUUUCUUCAAUAUCCUAAAUGAGAUCAUCAUGAAGCUUGUCUCCAUGAUCAUGUGGUACUCACCUUUUGGCAUUGCAUCACUCAUCUGUGGCAAGAUUGCAGCUAUCAAAGACCUGGAGAUGGUGGCCCGGCAGCUGGGCAUGUAUAUGGUGACCGUCAUUGUGGGUUUGGUGAUCCACGGUGCUAUGGUGCUGCCCCUCAUCUUCUUUGUCAUCACACGGAAGAAUCCCUUCAUCUUCUAUGCUGGCAUUUUCCAGGCUUGGCUUACUGCCCUUGGCACCGCUUCCAGUGCUGGAACACUGCCUGUCACUUUCCGCUGCCUCGAAGAAAACCUUAAAAUUGACAAGCGGGUGACGCGCUUUGUCCUGCCCAUUGGAGCCACUAUCAACAUGGAUGGCACUGCCCUCUAUGAGGCUGUGGCAGCCAUCUUCAUUGCACAAAUGAACAGCAUCAACUUGGACGGGGGACAGAUUGCAACAGUCAGCCUGACAGCUACAUUGGCUAGUGUGGGGGCAGCCAGUAUACCCAGUGCUGGGUUAGUCACAAUGCUUUUAAUCCUGACAGCUGUGGGACUCCCCACUCAGGACAUCAGUCUCCUCAUUGCUGUGGACUGGCUACUAGAUCGCAUGAGAACCUCCAUCAAUGUGGUAGGAGACUCCUUUGGUGCCGGCAUCGUCCAUUACCUCUCUUUGAAGGAGCUGGAAGUCAUUGAUGCCCGGGCCGAAGGGCGUGAGCUCGACCCCACUUCCCUGAAGCUGCAAGCCCUGGGCAACCACCAAGGGCCCCUGGAAGGCUCCAUCGGGUCAGGAUACACUGUCCUGCCCUGUGAGGAGGAGCUUCCAGAGAAAGUUGAUGCGGCAUCACAGUAUAGUGAGAGGGAUGAAGAGGAGCUUGCCAGUGACGAAGAGGAAGGAGAAGAGAAGAAAGAAGGCGACUAGAUCCCAUUCCCCGCUCACCCUCUUCUCUCCUCCACACACGCAAACUACAAUAGUCGCUACCAGCCUCAGCAAUGUAGAUGAUGGGAGCGAUCAAUGUGUGUGUGUGUCAUAAUACUGGUAUAAUUAUUAUCUCUAGCACUGAGUGAGACAUCCUUGGUUCGACUCCUACCGUUCCCUCCUUGAGGCAGCUAGAUCCACAUGCUGCCGCUGUACAUGUGUAUGUAGAUAUAUAUGUAUAUAUAUACACACACACAUACAACAGAGACUUGUAUAUAUUUUGAAUAUACCUUUUAUAGAUUACUUGGGAAUGGGAGGUGGGGUUUUUUUUUAAUAACACAUGCCUGUUUGCCCUUCCUAGAGAAAGGAAACUGACUUGUACCAGGUCAGACAACACUAGCCCAAUAUGUUGCUCUUUGGUUAAUUUCCCCAGGGUCUCUGGUUGAAAAGGUGAGGCUUUCAAAUGGAGAUGCCAGGAUUAAAUGUGUAGACUUUGCUAGGGCUGACCCUGUUCGGAGGCAGAAUUAAGGAGUUGCCUCACACAGCAAAUGGAAAUGGCUAGGGACCCUGGGAGAACUGUUCCAAGAAAAAAGAGUAUUUCCCUUUUUCUAUUCCCAUCGCCCAUGGGCUUACUCAACUGCCAGUGUGACCAACUUCUAAAAGUCAGUGGGGUACCAACAUAUCCUUUGUCAAAGGCAACAAAAUGUUUGGCCUGGCCUGGUGCUCUCCCACUGAAUCCCAAUCCUUCUCCAGUCAUCAAAACCCCAGGCACCCUGGUGAAAUUCUGGUGAAAGGGAUCAUCAUGUUGUCUUCUAUUUUUCUUUACUGCAGAUCAUUCCAUGUCCACUUGUCAGGUACUUAAUACUAAGUCGCAACAUCCGCUUAGCACAGGUGUCACCCUUUGCUCGAAUGCAGACAACCAGUUCCCAAAAAAGGAAUUUAUCCAUGUGUGCACAAGACUUCUUGUUAACUUGGUCCUAGUAAUUUGCACUGUAUCCAAAAUCUGAGGCACAGAAAGAGAGGAAACCGUGCAAUUUGGCAAGAUCCUACAGCCUGUUGGCUUAACAAAUGUUUACUAACAUGUACCACUUUGUAAAUAGUCGUCUGUAUUCAGCUCCACCCUUAGUCUAUUUAUUCAUAUUCUCCAUGGUAGUGAAAGAAAUGGAGUUUGAGGGGACGUUACUGAAAGGCAUUGGCUUCUUUCAAAGACUCAUACAAAUGUUCAGUGCUCUGAGAGUAUAGGAGAAAAUACUGUAUAAAUACUGAGUAUUGUUCAUAUUGUUAUCGUCAUGCCUAACUAAUUUAUCUCUUCACAGGCGGAAUAGGACUACUGUUUAAUGCCCUAAAAAGAAAUCAAUCAAAUUCAGGUUUAUGCUAUCCUGCAAAACACAAAUAUGCCCAUCAAAAUUUCUCUUUAUCCCUUGCCCAGUCAGCCUUAGCACCAAACGUUCAUGCAGUGAAACAACGGCCUUGGGGGGCAGAUAUGUGGCGGGAGAGCACACAUCCCUCUCUGCUGUACAGUCUGUCCUUUUCUCUGAAUCUGUUCAGGGAAAUCUAUAUAGUUGCCAAAAUUGAAAUAAAAUCCCGCUAGCUACUAUUCCAGUUGGGUUAUAUAGGUAAAAAUGGAAAGAAGCACCAUUUUGUCCUUUGUGUCAGGUAGUGGGAAGUACUUUUCUGCCCAUUUUUAACACUGAUCAUUUUGGGUAUGUCUUUGAAUUCUCCAACAGUAACGCAAAUUCAUUUCACAUAGGUGAAGUACAAGCACAAGUGCAGCAGGAGGAUUUUUCUGACUAUUAGUUGUCUAACAGUAAGCAAAACCCUCUUGCUAGAGUUUUGCACUUCUUUGCUCCUGCCUCUGCUCUUGAAGCAACUGCAACUGCUUUUGCUGAGAGCCUGGCAUAAUGGGUUGCUGUGAGUCUUUUUGGGCUGUAUGGCCAUGUUCCAGAAGCUUUCUCUCCUGAUGUUUCGCCCACAUCCAUGGUAGGCAUCCUCAGAGGCUGUGAGGUAUGUUGGAAACUAGGUAAGGGAGGUUUAUAUAUCUGUGUAAGGUCCCUUGCCUAGUUUCCAACAUACCUCAAACUCUAUGAGGAUGCCUGCCACAGAUGGGGGUGAAACGUCAGGAGAGAAAGCUUCUGGAACAUUGCUAUAAAAUCCGAAAGACCACAGCAACCCAGUGAUUCCGGUCAUGAAAGCCUUCGACAAUGCAUUGCCUGGCAUAAUAUUUGCGAAUCUCACUACAUUAUUGUAACUCAUGUCUGGGUUUGUUCAGGACAGGGAUCUGGAAGAGGUUCAACACGUUGGUUCUAAUUUAGUGUGUGUAGCGGCAAGGGGAGGUUGUGCCCAUCCCUGGAGAAGUGGACGAGAGAGACAGAACAGAUUGAAGGGAGCUGGUGGGGGGAGGCAAAGACGGAGAGACCGUCUGUCGGGCUUAAGAAACAGAAAGCCAGGAAUUUAAUCAAUGUCUAGGGACAGGCCAGAGGCAAUGACGCAAAGGAGAGCUGCACCAAUAUGGAAUUCAACUUCUUGGCGUAAUCCUGCGCAAUGGCUGCUGGCGCAGUGCUUUCCUUCUCCUUGCAGUUUGGUGAAGGGGAAGGUCAGUUGUGUGUGGAUGUGCGUGCAAAUGUCACACUAAGACAGAAAAUUGUGUGUGUACAGUUCCUUUUUUCACAUUGACGUUAUCUGUGAAGUCAGGUUAUGUAGAGUCCAGUUGGAGCAAAGUAAAGAAGCCAAGGGGUUUUUUUUUCCAACUUGGUUAAUUAAGUCAUGAAUAAAGGAAAGAGGAUUUUGCACUUCACUUUUCUUUUCUUUCUUUUUUUUUAGAAUUCAGCUCUUGAGCUCCCUAGUAAAGUGGAUGUCAAUUCCCUAUUUUUUUUCUAUUGGUUAUCUUCUAUGCUUCAACCUCAUGUGGCCAUCUUGUGUUCACACUGAAAAUUGCACAUACCAUUGAAAUAUUUUGAUAAUACAGGUAUACCUCGGUAGAGGAAGUAGGUGUAUUCUUGGGCAUUACUGUACAGUCAGCCUUCUUUAUCCACAGCUUGAAAUUAUGCAAAAAAGAGAGCAAAACUUGAUUUUUCAAUUUAAUAUAAGGAGUACAGUUUUAUUAUGCCAUUGUAUAUAAUGGGACUUAACUAUCCAUGGAUUUUAGUAUUCAUGGAUCAUCCUGGAACCAAACCCCAGUGGAUAUGAAGGGCUUGCUGUACUUCUUUAACAGAAGGUGCAGAAAUACAUGAAACUAAUUGGAAUAGUCUUCCCCACCACAAAAAGCAAUUCAGCCUAUUUCAACAAAUGUUUUAUUACAAACUAAUAAUAUACAUGCAUGAAACAAAACAUCCAGAUCAAAUUAGCCUUGAAUAAGUAAACAAUUUUUUUAAAAAAUAUCUGGUUAUCACUUAAAGCGGUGGCGCAGUGGGUUAAACCCUUGUGCCGGCAGGGCUGAUGACUUGAAGGUUGGGUUGCUGACCUAAAGGUUACCGUUUCGAAUCCAACCCGGGGAGAGCAUGGAUGAGUUCCCUCUAUCAACUCCAGCUCCAUGCAGGGACAUAAGAGAAGCCUCCCACAAGGAUGGUAAAAAUAUUAAAACAUCCAGGCAUCCCCUGGGAAACGUCCUUGCAGACGGCCAAUUCUCUCACACCAAAAGUGACUUGCAGUUUCUCAAGUCGCUCUUGACAUGGAAAAAAAAAUCACUUAAAGCCUUCUUCCAAAAUUCAUCCAGAGACUGCAGUUUCUUCCCACACCUUCCACUUUUUAAUAGUUACUGUGUCAGUGGCCAGUCUAUUAGAUCUACUGCUUCUUUAAAAUGCUGGGGAUACUGGUUUACUCUGAGUUUUUUGGACUAUAUGGUCAUAGUCUAGUAGCAUUUUCUCCUGACGCUUCACCUGUAUCUGUGGCAGGCAUCCUCAGAGGUUUGUUCAGACUGAAAUGUUAGGAAAUAAUGCUACUGGAACAUGGCCAUGCAGCCCAAAAAAUUCAACAGCAACCCAGUGAUUCCAGCAAUGAAAGCCUUCAACAACACAAUGCUGGAGAUAGCUAUUUCUCUGUUCAUGUAUACUCAGUAAGGGAUUCUGGGGACAGUCGCUGAUCAUUUGCUUGUUCUAGUCCAGUGGUUCUCAACCUGUGGGUCCCCAGAUGUUUUGGGCUUCAACUCCAAGAAAUCCUAACAGCUGGUAAACUGGCUGGGAUUUCUGGGAGUUGUAGGGCAAAACACCUGGGGACCCACAGGUUGAGAACCACUGUAAAUCUAGCCAAUCAUACAGAACUAAAGCGGGAUCGGCUAGAGUAGGAUCCCAUUCUUUCCCAGUCCAAGCUUCGCUGAAUGUUCACCAAAGGUUUGUGUUGCUCCAGUUCUCCUUAAUUAUUCUCUACAUGCCAAUGCUGCUAAAAACAUCCAAUUAGACAGUGGAGGCAGAGCUAUAUGGUUAUAAAAAUAUAUAUUUGUUAAAGACAGCUUCAUUGUCUGAGGCUUCAUUAACCUGGGUAUACCUGUAUUGAUACUGAAUGCCGCAAAUUGCUAUUACAAGAUAGGGGAAGAUAUUGCCAGACCAUAACUCCCAGCAUUCCUCAUCACUGAAUAUCUUGCUUGGGGUUUUAAUUUGUAGCAAAUCACUCCAAAAUCUAUUAGUAGAUCUGAUCCUACCUUCUACAGAUCCCAACCUAGCGAUUCUAUUCUUAUAUGGGGAAAGGGAUUUCUAUGUUACCCAAAUUUCAGGGAUCAGAUGUCUCAGAUGACAUUUUCAGGGUGCAGGUUAUCCGGGGAAAGAGACACAAGCUUUACAACAUUUGGUUGGUUCUGCUUGACAUCUUGUACUUCAGGGUUUGCAUGUUUUGUUGGUGACUUUUCAAGAGCAGGGGAAGGUUGUUUAAGAGCCGGGACUGAAAGGGUCUGGAUCAGCUUAGGUUGAGUUUGAGAGGACGUUGGGUAAACAUAGCCAUCAGUUUCAUAGAAAAACCAGUCGUAAUCCUUUGGAUUGUCUAGAAAGAGAGCUAGGAAGACAAUGAAAUGGGGAAAACAGGAGAUGGAUCAAGGGUUAUUUCAAUUCCUUCACCACACUUUGGUCCACACAGUUGCCUCACUUUCAAUUAAUCCAUCUAACCAAGAAUUCUUUGGCCAGAAGUAUCUUUCAUAAAAAGUACCUGCUAACCUAACCAAGCUCUUCAUGUACUUGAAGAAUGGCUCUGAUACCUUGUCCAAGUACUCUACCAAUGAUAGAUACAAUGCUAUACAAAUGUUGAUUUCGUUUAGUUUUCCUGUUCACAUAUUUGUUUCCUGGUGAAUGAGCAAUGGUUGGUAUCCUAUUGUUUGGUUACAAAUGAACAACCUAGAAUUCAGCAUUCAUAUUUACAAUCAUUGCCAUCAUUAGAAAUGCCCCCGUAGUAUGUACUAUUGGCAAAUAGGGUGCCAUAGGAUGAUAUUUCUAGCCCUCUCCAGCCACUGAGCCAUACCGUAGUACAAUGAUCAGAAGCAAGACCACAGAUGGAUGGUGGAAGGGGGCUAAAAAUAUGAUCCUGCUGUGCCCUGAUCACCAACAGAACAGAUCUCUGUCGCUCUAUGCAGCUGCUGACUUCAAUGGUAAGCUUAGAGAUUUGGUUUAAGAUGGGAUAGAUAGCAUUUGCGAUGUAGCAUCUUAGCCAUUGAAUGUUGCACUUCCUUAAACUGAGUCAGAACUAUCUAGCUCUACUCUGGUUAUAUUAAUUGGCAUCAGCACUUCAGACAUUGCUCAGUCUAGAAAUAACUAAGGAUCAAGCCUGGGACCUUCUGAUAGAAAGCAUGUGUUCUCAAACUGAGGUGCAACCCAAAGGAAAGGGGAUGCCUGCAGAUCCUUCAGUUCCUUAUGGUCAGCAAGGAUCUUGAAGCCACAGAGCUCAGCAUUGUUAACAUGCUUCUCUGGCCAUUUAGUACUAAUUGUAGAUUGAGUUUCUAGGAAUAUAUUUGAUUUUCAGUGAACUAUGCUAAACAUAAAGGAGUUUUGCAUCAAAGUACCCAGUCGGCUGCCCUUCCCUCCCCUCCCAAUAGACUGGACUCACCAGGGUCAUCAAAUCCAUCUUGAUACAGGCGGUGGUGGGAAAAUGGUUCCUUCUUGGAUCCUCGUCUGUAGGCACAAUAGACCCCAAUGAAGAGGCACAGAAUUAGGCCACAGCCCCCAAGGAACAGCCCCAUGGCAUGGCUGGCUCCCCCGUGAAGUUUUUCUGCUCCCAGUUGCCCUGUGUAGGAGGGAGGGAAAGGAAGUUGCACACAAAACAUCCUGAAUUUCGAUACCCAGUUUCUACUUGUUACCACCUAAUCCCAGUUCAAUUUCUCCUCUGUUAGGCAUAAAGCCAAGGGUCAGCAUGGGACAGUUUUCUGCCUGAAGCAAAGAACACAAUGGUGCUAUCUUUCUCCCAUUCCAUGUACAAAUUCAGACUGGACUCACAGUUGAACUUUUCCUUAAAACUGGUGGCCAGAGAGUAUCCCAUCCCAACCACACAUGGAAAGUCAGGCUAGCUUAAAGGUUCAGGGAAAGCCAUAAGGAAAAAAUCUUUACCUUUUACUAUAUUUAGAGGCAGCUGCCUCAUUCUGACUAAAGAUACAACCAGACCUAAAUUAAUCUGCCUGACAUACCAAAAAGAACAGCUUUCCUUUUCCAACUUAUAUUUGCGCCCCCCCCCCAAAAAAAAAUUCGUGGGUUUAAUUUUUUGAAGAUUUCAUUACUAUGUUAUUUCUAGGAAUCCUGGAUCUCUGCCUAGAAAUUCCUAGAGUUAAUUCAUCCACAGUCACUUUAAGUUUCUCUAGCAGAUGUUAGCAACAGAGGACCUAAUGAUUCCUAAAAAGGUGUUAUCUCAGAUUGAAGAAAUAUCUUUUUUUUAAUUUGAGCUUUUCCACUUCCCACAGGAAAGUGCUGGGCCUACUGUAUCAUUAAUAUAGUGCCCGCUCUUGUGACCAAUUCAACUUACUCCUGCAGUGCUUUCUGAUGAGGCCUUUGUUGUAUAAUCACCUUGUAUUAGAAUUUUAUGGGGUGCUCCAGUAGUCAUUGUCUUCCACAAAAAACUAAACUGACAGAAACUAUUGUAUUCAUAACUUGGGGACUGCCUGUACUCCUCUUUGAAAGUGCUCAUAGAGCCUCUGGUCCCCGAUGCUACACUCUUGGUAAUUCAUGAAUUCAUUGUGAUCAGUCCCUCUUGGUUUCAUUUCAGAUUUUCAUGACAGAGAAACCAAAACAAUAUCAAUAUUUUAUUGAAGUCUUUCAUGGCCGGAAUCACUGGGUUGCUGUGAGUUUUCCGAGCUGUAUGGCCUUAUUCCAGAAGCAUUCUCUCCUGACAUUUCACCCACAUCUAUGGCAGGCAUCCUCAGAGGUUUUGAGGUCUAUUGGAAACUAGGCAAAUAGGGUUUAUAUAUCUGUGGAAUGUCCAGGGUGGGAGAAAGAACUCUUGUCUGUUUGAGGCAGGAAGUGGGUUGCUGUGAGUAUUCCCCCAGGCAGGAAGCAGCCAUUCAAUGCUAAUCAAGGUGGCCAAUUGCAACAUUCACUCUUCUCUCCAACAGACAAGAGUUAUUUCUCCCACCCUGGACUUUCCAGAGAUACAUAAACCCCACUUGCCUAGUUUUCAACAGACCUCACAACCUCUGAGGAUACCUGCCAUAGAUGUGGGCAAAACGUCAGGAGAGAAUGCUUCUGGAACAUAGCCGUACAGCCCGAAAAACUCACAGCAACCCAAUAGCAAUAUUGCCACCUGCUGGAGGAUGUUAGACUACAAAACCCAACAGAGCUUGGGCACUGUAGCCAGUGCUAGGGAAUGUUAUAACUUCAAGUUCAACAUCUGGAAUGUUACAGGUCUCCACCUUUACUCCUCACCUUCCAGUCACUUGGAAACCUUCCUUGUUCCACAGAAACAAAGCAGGUGUUUGAGAUUUCAAUUUGAGGCUCUUCUCUAUCCAGAUAUAUUAUCUGGCAGGUGUAGCAGUUUGGACUUGAAUUAAGACUUUAAAGAUCAGGGUCAAGUCAAAUCAAUGGAAACUCACUGGAUUCCAUUGGGCAAAUCACUUUCUCUCAGCCUAAGAGGACAGCAAAGGCGGAUCUACUCUGAACAAAUCUCUCCAAGAAACCCCCAUGAUAGGUUUGCCUUAGGCUCAGCAACAACCUGAAGGCACACAACAUCAACAAUACAGGAUACAUAACAAAAUGUAAAGGGCCAUUACUUUGCCCAACUAGAUUCAUCCUUGCUGUAUAAUUUAGGGAUCUUUCUUUCAGUGGCUAUUUUCGAACACAGCUUAUGUUUAAAUAAAAUGUAUAUUGCAAAAUCAAA
Messenger RNA from Anolis carolinensis (green anole), 10552 nucleotides. Its product is annotated as excitatory amino acid transporter 2. The record is from RefSeq and is a predicted model, not a curated record. Gene Ontology annotation, biological process: L-glutamate import across plasma membrane; L-aspartate transmembrane transport. Lineage: Eukaryota; Metazoa; Chordata; Lepidosauria; Squamata; Anolidae. Bases 560 to 2281 code for a protein of 573 amino acids. The transcript has 11 exons. Gene Ontology annotation, molecular function: glutamate:sodium symporter activity; neutral L-amino acid transmembrane transporter activity; L-glutamate transmembrane transporter activity. Gene Ontology annotation, cellular component: plasma membrane.